This is a messenger RNA of Mucor velutinosus, 552 nucleotides long. It is a transcript of the gene AHNAK2, whose product is annotated as Neuroblast differentiation-associated protein. The record is from RefSeq and is a predicted model, not a curated record. Bases 1 to 552 code for a protein of 183 amino acids. The transcript is spliced from 2 exons. Lineage: Eukaryota; Fungi; Mucoromycota; Mucoromycetes; Mucorales; Mucoraceae. Gene Ontology annotation, molecular function: nucleic acid binding.
AUGAAGGUUCAUCCGGAAACCGUUCGUAAAGCACUCCACACUGCGGGUUUAGGGGCUGUCGAGAAGGAAAAGAAGUUUUUGCUUAGUCACGCUAAUAAGCGUGCUAUUUGGACAGACAAGACCAACAUUAACCGUUUCAACUCAGAUGGGCGACAGUGGGCCUGGAUCCGAUCUGGUGAACAGCUUCAAAACCACCAUGUCAAGCUCACGGUAAAACACGGUGGUGGUAGUAUCACACUUUGGAGUGUCAUUACGUAUGCUGGUGUUGGCUGGAAGUGCAUGAUAAAUGGUAAUAUGGAUAAAGCACUCUACAAGAAAAUCCUUCAAGACGAAUCGGAGCAGACUAUCACUUUUUCCAUCGAGAAAUUGGGCUUCCGCCGUGAACAACAAGUGAUAUUCCAGCAAGACAAUGAUCCUAAACACACCUCAAAUUUGGUCAAGGAUUACCUUCAGGAACAAUCAUACCAGGUCAUGGAGUGGCCCCCACAACCUCCAAACUUCAAUCCCAUCGAAAACAUGUCGGCUUUGUUGAAAAGGCGUCUUAAUGAGUAG